This is a messenger RNA of Impatiens glandulifera, 696 nucleotides long. Its product is annotated as NDR1/HIN1-like protein 1. The transcript has a single exon. The record is from RefSeq and is a predicted model, not a curated record. Gene Ontology annotation, biological process: defense response to other organism. The coding region runs from base 1 to 696 and encodes 231 amino acids. NCBI's taxonomy places the organism in Eukaryota, Viridiplantae, Streptophyta, Magnoliopsida, Ericales, Balsaminaceae.
AUGUCAAAUAAACAUGAUUCAGAUCCAGAAUCCAGUCAAGAUGAACAACCUCAACCUCAACAAGGGUUUAUACAGAAGAGGAAAAGGGAAAUUUGCAUUGGAAUCACAACUAAAUUAUCAAUCAUAAUCAUCAUAAUCAUAAUUUGUUUCGGACAUCCUACUAAACCCAAAUUCAUCCUCCAAGACGCCACCUUUUUCACCUUCAACCUCUCCACAACAGCAUCAGCAACAUCGCCGCCGUCAACCCUUCUCUCCUCCACUCUACAAAUCACCAUAGCCUCCACAAACCCAAACACCAAAUCCGGCAUCAAUUACCACGAUCUGGGUAUCUACAUCGAGUACAAGAAUCAACAAAUCACUUACCAAACCUCCAUUCCUAUAGUAUAUCAAGGUCACAAAGAGACUAAAGUUUGGUCAUUGUUAAUCAACGGCACCAACAUACUGAUUUCUCCGGACAACGCUCAUUUCCUUACAUGGGAUCAAUCAAACCGGAGUAUUACUCUUAUCAUUAAACUUGAUGGUCAUGUUAAUUGGAAGAUUGGAGGGGUUACAACACGUAAGUAUCAUAUUCAUGUUAGUUGUAAUGCUAUUUUGGAUUUGACGGGCGCCACCACCGGCGACACUAACACGGACGGAUUCUUUGUAUUUGGCCCCGUCAAGUACAUGUUUUACCGGCCAUGCUAUGUUUUGGUCUAA